AUGACAUCCGCUCAAGGUUUUCACUUUGGAAUACUUCGUAUUUCGAUGAUGCAGUUAUUAAAAGCGCAUGGUUUUGACCGAGCUAAACCUUCUACGAUUGAUACAUUUGCCGACUUGUACAUUAAGUUCUUUUCUUUGCUGCUGCAAGAGGUUCAAAAGCUUGCUCUAGCACGGAUGACGGCUGAUGAUUCGAUAUGUCUUCAGGAUAUAACGUUGGCAUUGCAAAAUUUGGGUUUAGUCAAGCCAGUGGAUAUAUUAGAUGUGUACGAGGCUAAUCCAGAAUUACCCAGUGAUAUAGGGUUCCGAAGGUUAAAGGAUUGGUGUGUGAAUAGCUCAUCGGCGGUUGAUGCCAGGUUGUAUAAUACGCCUAUUCCAGAGCUUUUGAAGGUUAAAGAGGGGAGUAAUAACAAGGCGACAAACAAGCCAUUGUCGUUGAUACCCGAAUACAUAAACCAGUUAAAUAGUGGCAAGAAAAAUGAGGAGGAUGAUAAUGAGGAGACUGAGCUUGUAGAUUCUAUGAUUAAUAAUGGUGACAUGGAUGAUUGGAUAAGGUUCAUGAUUACGAGGCAAAAGGUAAGUGUAUUCAAGAAGAUUUCUGGGAAAAUGCCCAAAGAUAUAGAAAGCUUACCUGCGAUUCCAGGGUUAAAGAACUCUGUUCUAAGUAGGAAUAAACCGGUAGCAAAUGGAGAACAUGUACCUGUUGUUUUAUCAGAUGAACUGAACCAAGAAAGUUCUAAUAAUAUUGCAGCUCUCACUUCCAAGCUGCCGAUGUCCAAUAUGGAAAACAGAUUAGAAAAUAUUUCACUUUCAUUUGAAAGAGACUCUGAUAUUGAUAUAGAAGAUACAUCAACAUAUCAUGCUCCUAUAGAAGUUUAUGAUCCCGAAUCUAGUCAUUUUUCACAGCAGUUUGAUCACCAGUAUAGGGAUUUCGAUGAAUUUGAAGCUACUACCGGUGAUGGUGGUUUAAACCUAGGUCAAACGCAUAAUACUGAAUAUCAAGAAUUAGAAGAUAUGCAGAAUACUUUCGAACGGAGAGAAUCUCUGGUUUACGAUGGUGACACUUAUGAAUUUAAUAACCUUAAUUAA
Eremothecium cymbalariae DBVPG#7215 is the source of this 1086-nucleotide messenger RNA. RefSeq names its product Taf3p (gene TAF3). The transcript has a single exon. The record is from RefSeq and is a predicted model, not a curated record. Gene Ontology annotation, molecular function: protein heterodimerization activity. The coding region runs from base 1 to 1086 and encodes 361 amino acids. NCBI's taxonomy places the organism in Eukaryota, Fungi, Ascomycota, Saccharomycetes, Saccharomycetales, Saccharomycetaceae.